GUCUGACCGCGCAGGCUCCUGGGAAAGCGCGAUGUUCAAAUUUAUUUCCGGUUUUUCUUUUAGCCUUUGUCGCUACGCCAGAGACAUGGAGCGACCUCAAAACAGUGUGGCGAGGACUCCCACCGACAGCAUUAUGGCUCAGAGGAGGAGCAAAAAUAAAAGCUACAGACAGUCAUACCGCAGCUGCUUAGGCGCUGCUUCAAGGCUCAGCCACACCCCAGGAUGGACAGCGCGGAGGCUCAACACCAGCAGAAGAACAAAGUCACACAAUAUCACCGAGAAGGUGAAUCCAGAGGAUCUGGCCUUACUGGUGAAGACAGAGUGGCAGCUAUCGUACGUUACGCCGCUCUACCAGUUCAGACACACCCAGCUCAGGAGCUACUCGAGGCAGCUUUCGGCGUUUAUUACUGCAGAGAAGCAGCAAGGUUUGGCAGUGGAGGUUGAGGGAGCGCAGACCAGCUUCAGAGUCUCCUUCUCUGCGGUGCAGGGGCUGGGAGAGACUGACGAUGAUGCUGAGACGGUCCUCCUACAGAUCCAUUCAAAGCCGGUGUUUGCAGGGAAGGAUGAGGCGCAGAAGUUGGUGUGGAGCGGCUGGCUGACCUGCAUCAAUGGCAAUCCUGAAUAUCUUCACUUGCUUCCGAAGGACUUCACCUGUCUGCCGCUCUUUGGCAGCCGUGGGGCUGAGAAUCUCACCUCAUUGGUCAAAUCCUGGUUUCAGCAGACCUUUGACUGCUGCUUUGGCCCUCUGGAAAUCAACCAGACCUGCCUGCAGUGGCUAGCGGCAUUAUGGACUAACUGCCACAUAGAGUCCAGCAUCCAGCAUCUCAAAAUGAUUUGGACUCUUCCGGUUGAGCCACCGUUGCAGAUCACCUACACGGUUAACUCUCAAGACGUGUGGGAGCUGUGGAACAGUGUGAGGAACCCUUCACUGGAGAGCAGGGAGGAGGAGGAGGCAGCGAGAAGCAUUGACAUCGAGGAGGUGACAAGGUUCAUGCAGGGGCUAAAAAGCCACUUCUACAGGCACUUCAGACUGGACCUGUCAGCAGGACGCCUGAGUCAGGUCUCAUCUGCACUGGGAUCAGCCAAGUUCAGCGGCAGGAUCAAGAUGUCCAACAGCAGAUAUGUCCUCACAACCCUAACACUGCUGACAGAGUGUGCCCUUCUCAAAAUGCCCAUCUGAGCACAAAAGAAUGACUUUGCAGCAAGAGGAAAUGCAAAUUUUGCAAUAUCUGGGAUGUUACGGGAGCUCAGCACGGGAAGGAUUGUGCCUGUAAUUAUGAAGAAUUGAGGAUAAAAUCUGAAUGUUUCUUGUCUGCUCACUCAGCUCUUCUUGUAAAUACGUCGUAUGUUUAUUCAUGUCCACCUCUUUGUAUAUUUUUCUCAUUUAUAGUUAUAAAUAAAAACCAGACAAGCUUCAGCCAAGCGAUAUUUAUAAAAAAUUGCAAAUUGUCACAACGAGAGGUGGAACUAAGCAGAUGUUAGAUUUCUGUGUGACUGAUAUCUUUGGUUUUUAUUGUUACUAAAGUAACUUUGUGUGAUUCACAUAAACAUUUCUCAUUCUCACACAGGGCUUUGGUGCAGCCCUUGACCUAAAGGAGUGAACUCCAUUGUUCUGCCUUUUAGGCCAACUUAAAUCUGAUUGGCUGCUCUUUAUAACAGAAAGUUUAAACACCAGGUGGGUGGGGCUUCAGUGCUCACCUGUGAUCAUAUUUAGGAGCUUAAAGUGAAACAAAUGUAUGAAACUAAAUGUAGGAGCAAACAUAGACCUCAUUAUUUUAAAAUGACCAUAUUUUAUCUGAGGACAUCAUUAUUAUCCAUCUCUGCAGUGCACAUAUUACACAUGCAGGUAAAUUAGAUAAGGCAGAAUCUGGCUCCUUUAGAAGGUUAAUUUCU
This is a messenger RNA of Oreochromis niloticus (Nile tilapia), 1893 nucleotides long. RefSeq names its product centromere protein L (gene cenpl). The record is from RefSeq and is a predicted model, not a curated record. The coding region runs from base 32 to 1180 and encodes 382 amino acids. Lineage: Eukaryota; Metazoa; Chordata; Actinopteri; Cichliformes; Cichlidae. The transcript is spliced from 6 exons.